AUGGGUCGAUUAGGAUGGGUUCGAGGUUUAAGGCCUGUGAAAUGGAUUAGAGAACGCGUAGUUAAGCCUAAGCUGAUUAGGGCUACGUAUGAGAGGUAAGGAGAGAUUGUUUUGUAAAAAAAGUUAUUGCUAUUUUAUGUAAUGUAAAGAAAGUUCUUGCCAUUUUAAGGUUUGUAAAGAAAGUUCUUGCUGCUUCUUGUUUUGUAAAGAAAGUUUUUGCCAUUUUAUGUUUUGCAAAGAAAGUUCUUGCCAUUUUUUGUUUUGUAAAGAAAGUUUUUGCCAUUUUAUGUUUUGCAAAGAAAGUUCUUGCCAUUUUUUGUUUUGUAAAGAAAGUUCUUGCAUUUUUUUUGUUUGUAAAGAAAAUUCUUGCCAUUUUAGGUCUCAUAAGCUAAAUUUUUGCAUUCUUAAGUCUCAUUUCUUGUCUAAACGUCCAAAACUAUAUAACAUUUCCCACCCCAAAAGUUUUGUUAGCCGUUCCUUUAGGCUUAUUAAUCACGAAGAGACCAUUAAUUUGUUUAAGUUUCUCUGUUUUUCGGUUUAUAUGCUGGAACACCUGCUGUUUUUUUUUCGCUGGACUAAAUCAAAAUCGGUUGGUAGAUUGGAAACCCUAAGGCAAAACAAAAGAAAAACGAACGUGAAAAGUGUUGGAAAGUUAAUGUGCUCGGGGCGUGGGCUAAUGUUUUGGGAGGGGGGUUUUGUGACUUUUGAUAAGUCAUCAUAAGCUAACUUUGGUUGAGUUUUGGCACUUUUUGGGUUAUUUUUAAAAAUAUGUGACUUUGAUAUGACUUGUUAUGAAAAAUACGGCAUUUUUAGGUACAUAACAUCAUAGAUUUUGACAAUGCUUUUUAUUUACCUUUAAUUUUUUUUGCACUUAGGAGUUACAAAGCCUAUUACGGAGAACAAAGUAUUGUAGACGCUUUAUAUUUUAUCCUGCCUUGUUUAUUGUAAGAUAUAAUAGGGCAGGGAAAAAUAACUAUGUUAUUUGGGUUUGGAAUGUAGUAGGGAUAUAUUAAAGUAUGAAGCUAAAGUUUUGCAAAGUAUCUUUGGCUCGGCACAUUAAUUUAGGUAUAGAAGAGAAGAAUAGGCUUAUCAGAAUCCUUAGGUUUGGGAACAAUUUUAAGUUUGGUCAUUAGGGUAGGGUAGGUGACCGUAGAUGACAGUAAGUGAUUGAGGUGAGGGAUUGAGGGUUGGGUAACGAAGGAUGUUAGGGUAGGGUAGGGUAGGGUAGGGUAGGGUAAGGUAGGGUAGAGUAGGGUAGGGUAGGGUAGGGUAGGGUAGGGUAGGGUAGGGUAGGGUAGGGUAGGGUAGGGUAGUGUAGGGUAGGGUAGGGUAGGGUAGGGUAGGGUAGUGUAGGGUAGGGUAGGGUAGUGUAGGGUAGGGUAGGGUAGGGUAGGGUAGGGUAGGGUAGGGUAGGGUAGUGUAGGGUAGGGUAUGGUAGGGUAGGGUAGGGUAGGGUAGGAUAGGGUAGGGUAGGGUAGGGUAGGGUAGGGUAAGGUAUAAUUUUUUUGAAAAAAAAACGUUUUUAAAAAAUUUUGGUUUUUUUUUAAAUUUAAAAUUUUUUUAAAACUUUUUAACUCUACUAUUUUUAACAAUGAUAUCAUAAAUAUGAAAGUUCACUUUUCUCCUUACCUCAACUUUUUAUUUUUAGAAGCGCUGUCAGCAUGGACCGCAUCCUGCUCUUGGAUCAGCCUGUCGAUUAUGAGGUGAGUUUCUGUCGAUUAUUCGAACGUUUUAUUUUUUUCGUCAGAAUUUAAAAAAAAAAAGAAAAAAAACGUUUAUUUUUAUCAAAUUUGAAGAAAAAAAAACGGCUGCUAAAUUUUUGUCAUUCAUUAGGGUGGUUAUGACUUUGAGCCGAGUUUGUGUGGGAUUUCAAAGGUUUUGAGUUUUAAGGUUCAUCUUUUACUUCCUCAAUUGUUCUGGGGGAGGUAGUUGUGCGAACAACAGAUUUUUUUGAGAAGAGGCGUGUAUAAGGCGGGUUAAAAAUUUUUGUUAUGGGUGGGGAUCUUUUUAGAUUUCUGUAAAAUUUUUUUUUUCAAUUUGAAUUUUGUAAAGAAAGUUCUUGCCAUUUUAUAAUCUGUAAAGAAAGUUCUUACAAUUUCUUUCUUUGUAAAAAAAGUUCUUGCCAUUUCUUGCUUUGUAAACAAAGUUUUUGCCAUUUGUUGUCUUGUAAAGAAAGUUCUUGCAAUUUUGUAGUUUGUAAAGAAAUUUCUUGCUAAUUUAUGCUUUGUAAAGAAAGUUCUUGCCAAAAGAUCUUUUAAUCAUUUUAUGUUUCUGUUUAGUCUCUACCCCCUCCCUCCUUACAUGCUCAAAAUAUCAUAACGUACCUUACCCUACCUUAUAUUAUCUUACGCUACACUUCCCUAGCUUUUCCUAAAAAAUCACGUUGCUUUCAUGAAUCAGCCCCUCCUCGCCGUACUCUCUCAUUAGUCGCUUCGGCUCUAAUCAACAGACCAUUAAUCCUUUUACCGCACUAAAAAACCCAUCUAGAAUUGUUUGUCGUUCUGGCCGGCUGUUAGGGGAACAGAAGGUAGUGGGGGGAUGUCAUUGUCAGCGCCUUAUGACAACUUUUCGUGCCUCCGGCGAUGGGAAAAAGAAUUAUAAUGCAAAAGAAAGCAGAGAUCGAGGGGUUUUUUGCACCUAGACUGGUCUAACAAUCGCAGUUUGCUAUGAUUUAUGCUCUGAUAUGAUCCAUGCGGAACGGUUUGGACAUUCUCAGUGAAAUAUUGCUCUACAGGGGAUAAAAUUGGUACUAUAAUAGUCAUAUUGGUACUAUAAUAUUGGUUUAAGUACCUUAAUACUAAUCUUUAUACUAUAGUACUGAGCAAAGUACUACGAUAUUGACUUAUAUACUGUUAUACUAAUUACAGUACUACAAUAUUUCUAAUAUUACUAAACGUUUUACUAUAGUACUGCAGAACUGAUCUAAGCACCGAAAUAUUUAUGUUAGUACUAUAAGCUUUACUAUAGUACUAUAGUACUGAUCUAAGCAUUUUUAUAUAAUAUUAACUUGGAGACUAGAAAGCUGUCUUUAGUACUGUAAUAUUAAUAUAGUACUGUGAUACUGCUCAGUACGAUAGUAUCAAAUUAGGUACUUUUAUAUUACUUUGAGUACCAUAAUGUGCUAUAAGAUCAGCCUAUGUACUAUAAUACUCUUCUUAGUACGAUAAUAUUGAAUUAAGUACCUAAUAUUGCUCCGGGUACUGUAAUUACUACUAAGCUCUAUAAAAUACUACCUAAAACCUUAAAAAAUUAAAAAUGCUACCCCAAUUCCGACUACCAACCCUAUCAAAACGUCUCUCCUCGUCUCUAUCUAGCCUAGACAGCUUUGACUGGUUUGCAACCUCACAAUUCUUUACUGAUAUACUUACUAUUCAGGAGGUCGUACUAACAAAGUCCAAAUCAAAGAGGCUCGGGUUAACCUUAUGUUACGGUGGCACCGCCGACGACGAUACCGACAUCUUCAUCAGUCAGGUAAGAGAGUUACUGUAUGAUAAAGCCUAAUGUAAGAAAAACAAAGGGUUAUGUUACAGUAUCCUACCCUACUGUAUCUUACAGUAUCUUACCCUACAAUACCUUACCCUACCCUACCCUACCCUACCCUACCCUACCCUACCCUACCCUACCCUACCCUACCCUACCCUACCCUACCCUACCCUACCCUACCCUACCCUACCUUACCCUACCCUACCCUGCCCUACCCUAGCCUAGCCUAGCCUAGCCUAGCCUAGCCUACCCCACCCUGCCUUCUUGUUACCUAAAGUGCAACAAAUCACACGUUUUUAGCCUAAAACCCUCUCUAAACCUCUAAAAAGUUUAAGAAACCGGCGAGUUUGAAACAAACUUUGAGUAGAAUCUAAUCUCUAAACAAAUUCAAGACAAAAUACGUCAAAACGUAUCCGAUUACUUCAUAAUUUUCGGUUUUUAAUGGCCGAAAAAACAAAAAUUUGCGACAAAACCAUGAUUAAACGUGUUUUCGUUCAGAUCGAGCCGGGCAGUGUGGCGGACCGUGACGGUCGAAUACGGGUGGGCGACCAGAUUCUGCAGGUAAGUGGUGCACUUUUUUUAAAAUUUUUAUUGAGGAUGUUGCUAUUGGGUUACUAAAAGUAAUGUUUCUAAAGUUCAGACUUUCAUCUAUUUUAUAGAUUGUCAGGUUUUUUUAAAUGGUCCCAUCAUUUGAAAAAUGGUCCCAUAAUGAUUAGUUAUGGUUUUACUUUUUUAAAAAUAGUUGAAUAUUUUAAAAAUCUGUGCCACCUUCUUAAAAAUGGUCCUAUUUUUUUAGAAUUAGUCUCGUCUUUACAGAUUUGUCUCAUCUUAUUUGAAAUUGUCUUCACUUUUUAAAAAUGGUUCCAUUUUCUUAAACAUGGUUCCAUCUUCUUACUAGACAUGAACAACGGGCCGGGCCGGGCCUGAAAGUUAAUCCCGGCCCGCGGGCCGGGCUUUAAAAUAGGGCCCGAGCCCAAAAAAAAAUUUUUUUAAUUUUUUAAAAUUGUUUAUUUCAAUCCCGGUUUAUGUUUUUCGAUUUUAUUGGGUUCUAUGAUUCAUAAAUGGUCUAAAAAAACAAUUUAAAGCCAAUUUUCCGUUUAGUUUUUGAGUUUUAAAAUUUUUAAAAUUUUUUAAAACGGGCCGGGCCGGGCCUAGAAAUUUUCUGAUCGGGCUGGGCCGGGCCUGACCAAAACCAAAAACCUAAAAGGUAGGCCCGGCCCGGCCCGUUGCUCAUGCCUAAAAACUAGGCCCGGCCCGUUGCUCAUGUCUACUUCUUACAAAAUUUUCAAAGAGGCAGUACUCUAUCUGCCCCGCUCAGAAACAGCUCAAAAUUUUUAUGUGAAUUCCUUGUAUCAUCAAUACUACCUAUAAUAAAUUUUAGCUCACGUUUUUAAGUUUUAAAUUAGAAUUAUUUUGCUUUUCCGCCAAUUUGGCAAAUUUGGCAUUGUGUUUCAAGCACUUUUUUCAACUUUUCAAACAAGCUACGCUUACAAAUUUAAAAAUGUAGGUUCAUUUUAAGGUAUUAUAUUAGUAUAUCAAAGAAAAGUGUUUAAAAGUCAAAAAAUGACAAAGUUAUAAGCUUGAAACACAAUGCCAAGUUGGCGGGAAAUUCAAAAUGUCAUUUUUCAAUCUCGAUUUUCUCGAGAUUUCUGAAAAGCGCAAUUUAGUAUUUUGCUGAAGAUCUUAUAUUUACAUGACAUUUCUAUGUAAACAGCUUGAAGUCAAUCAGAACGGGGCAGGUCGAAUACUUUCCUUGUUAGCUUUUCCUUAUGUAUAUAUUUGGUCUUUGUUGUACUAACUUUUUCUUAAUUAUCCUGUUUUAUCACUGCACUAUUAAGCAUGACCAAUACAAAUUUGCAAAUCAUGCAAUAAAUUUGCCAAACCCAUUCAAACCACAUAUAACUGUCGAACAACAGUAGAACAAGUUUUAUCACCAAUGUCAUAAAACUUAAUGUGUAAAACGAAUCAAUCGUUUUUCAGAUAAACGGCCAAAGCGUUCGAACUCGAGACGAAGCGAUGCGCCAAUUUGCACUAAACAGCUCCAAUCACACGUCCCUGCUGUUGGCUAGACCGUCCGCCGAGGCAUGUUUUGAACUCGUUUUGACGUGAUUUAUGUUAUGUUUUUGGGUUCGAAGGGUUUGUUAAGAAAAUUUGUUUAAAAGGCCUAUUAAUGGAUUUAAGGGUAGAGUAAGGUAGGGAUAAGACAUGACAAGGUGAGUAGGAUAGGGUUAAGUAACAUAGGGUAAGGUUGGUUAGGGUAGGGUAGGGUAGGGUAGGGUAGAGUAGGGUAGGGUAGGGUAGGGUAGGGUAGGGUAGGGUAGGGUAGGGUAGGGUAGGGUAGGGUAGGGUAGGGUAGGGUAGGGUAGGGUAGGGUAGGGUAAGAUACGAUAAGGCAUGACAAGGUAAGUAGGACAGGUCGAUUAGGAUAAGAUAGCGUAGGGAUGAAUAAGGUAAGUUAGGGUAGAAAAGGUAGAGUAGAAUUGAGCAGGGUCGGGUCGGGUUGAGUAGGGUAGGAUAGGGUAGGGUACUAAACUAAUUGAACGACUCAUCUUCCUCCCCCCCCCCCCACCUAUAACAUCAAUACUUUUCAGCAAGACGACGACGAUGAAGACGUGCAUGUUGUAGUGGAAAAGCCCGAUCCAGACAUGUGUAAACUAGCCGAAAAUCUUCAAACCCUAGCCGAGUACGACAGUAAUACUGAGAAUUCACUUCAGCAUGAAAAGGAUUCAGGAGUUUCACGAACGACGGAUUCUGAAUCCGAUAUGAAAGGUGUUAAAAAGGGAAAAUCCUCAGAUUUUGAACAAGAAUUAACGGCGCUUCACCGUGAAAUGGAGAACGUUAGGUUGGAGUGUGCACGGCUGAUGAAAAAGCAUAUGACCGAACGUAAGCCUAUGAACUCAGCCUUGAUUGAGAUGUUGGAGAAGAUUAAUCAACCGUUUUCGACCGGUAGUUCUAAUGCAAGACCUCAGAAUACAGUACCACCUCAUACAGUAUCACAUCAUACACUGACCCCCAACACAUCCUCCUCUCAUACAGUACCAUCAAGUACAGUAAUCUCCAACAGAAAUGCUAUGUUUACUGUAAUUGAAAAAAAGCCUAGCCAGCUGUCAGAGAAAAGUAACAUCAAAUCACCUACACCAUUGAGGAGAACUACAAAAGAAAAUGACACAUUGACUAGAAAACCAAAAGUGGGGAAGCUUGGAGUACAGUACGAAGAAACAACCUCAUCCGCUUAUAAUACUGGCGGUGAUUCAUGUAGAUCUACUCCCAACAAAAAUGAAUACAUGCAUGUUGAUACAAUGCUUAAUGGGCAAACGUAAGAUUUCUUUAUAUUAGGGUAGGGCAAAUCGUAUAUUUAAGAAAGGGUCGGCUGUAAAAGCUACUGUAUAGUAGCGAGAACAUGGCAUGUGAUUAUGGUACUGUAUAUGCCAGGUGUAAGACCAAAGCUAAAGCUAAAGCUAGAGCUCGGGCUACAGUUAAAGCGGACUCUAGGCUAGGGCUGAGGCUACUAAUUAAAUUAUUAAGCUUAUGUUUUCAGCAGGCCAGCCAACCUCUCAAUCCCCUACAGAUGUCCAGAAUCUACCUUAAUGUCGCCGACUUCAUCAGAACACCCCUACCAGACAAUUGAUACACCUGUGGCUAGUACAACUAGCCCACCAGUUCAAUUUCGACUACCUCAAUUCAACUUCCAACCUCCAAAAGACAAGAAGAGUUCGCUACGGCGGUGCCAAAUCCAGCCUCCUGCUCAGCUACGGCAAAUCACGUAGGUUUUGACGAGUAGGACCAAUUCGCAAAAAAAAUUGUUUUAUCAAAUAGGACUGAUUCACAAAACUUUGUUUUUUUUUUGAUUUUUUUUAUCUAGUAGGACUGAUUAACAAAAAAAUUUUUUUUAUUUUCAAACUGUAAAACUCCCCCUUUCAGCUUCCGACCAGGUGACAUCAUGUACACCUCCCCCGACAAGCUCAGCGAAACCAUAGCCCUACAACAACGUCUACUAAAACAGUCGCUUAAUGAUCCACAACCAUCCACUCUCAAACCAACAGCUUCUAAUGUAUCAUGUGUCACAUCGGCCCAAAACUACAGUAAUCGUGUAUAUGACUCGAGGACAUUGGAACAACCAGGCACUUACGAAUGGAAAAUCAAGAGAAGAGCGGAUGGUACACGGUAUAUUACGAGGAGACCGUUGCGGUGAGUUUUUAUACGUUAUUUUAAACAAAAUACUAUAUAGAAGGCUAAAUACUAUAUAGUACACUACCAAAAAUCAUUUAAAAUUGGUUGUACAUUUCUCAUAACAUGAUUAGACGUUAGGUUUAACGUUAAAAUAACAAAUUUUGAGCUUUUUCAUGCUACGUACUAUAUACUAAAAAACAAUUUUUUUUAUUUUUAAAACCCUCAAAAAAAUUUCUAUGCUUAAAGUUGUUAUAAAAGUGUCAUUUUUAGCACAUUUUCAAUCUCGUACUAUACAGCACGGUACUAAAAAAAGUCAAAUUUAUCUUUAAAACAGUUAAGAAACGUUUAGAAUUGUUUAGUAGUUUUGAAAACAAUAUGAAAUUAAAUUUUUCAGACAACGUGUUAUAUAGCACAAUCCUGAAAAAUGAAAAAUUUUGGUGCUGAGCUUUAUUAAAUUAUUUAUAGUAGUUUAGUGGUACAGAAAAACCAUAUUUUGCAUUUUUGAAUCUACGUACUAUAUAGCACGAUACUCAAAAAUAAAAAAAAACUCAUAAUAAAACUGAUCAAAAUCAACCAGACCAUUUUCAGCUCCCAAGUCCUAAAAGCUCGCGAAGAACAACUGAACCGAGAGCGUACUGGCAUGUCCACCGACGAUGACGCCUGUUCCGACCUAAAAACCGGUAAAUUCUGGACUCGACAAGAACGAAAGCAGCAUCUGGAGAAACAGCGUCAGAAGAAGAUGAAGAAGGCUCAACUGAUUCAAGAGAAUCGACGAUACCGUGAGACUGAGCCCUUGAUUCAAACCUUGUCUGAUCGAAAGCAAAUGCGACAGAAUAAUCGACAGUUUUUCGACAAAUUCACCACAAUUCAGGAGUUUCUGGCGCAUGGAGCCAGAGACCCGACGCUGCGGCCGAUUGGAGGGGUUUUGAGUGUCACUACUGUUUAG
Bursaphelenchus okinawaensis is the source of this 8599-nucleotide messenger RNA. Lineage: Eukaryota; Metazoa; Nematoda; Chromadorea; Rhabditida; Aphelenchoididae. The record is from the annotation of a GenBank genome assembly.